AUGUCUGACGCACAAGUGAAUCCAAUUGACAUAAAUUCAGCUGAGUUCGAUUGUGAAGCAUAUCUAAGUGAUUUACUAAAAAAGAAGAGCCUUGAUGAGUUGGUUGCUGUUGAAGAAACUAUGGUUCAUAAUGUUCGUCGCUUGGACUCGGAAAUGCAGCAACUUGUAUAUGAAAAUUAUAAUAAAUUCUUGACUGCAACAAGCACGGUGAGGAGGAUGCAAAAUGAUUUUUCGAAAAUGGAUAAGCGAAUGAAUCGAAUUUCUUUAUUAUCGAAAGAUUUGUGUGACGCGUUUGGGAAACAUCGUUCAAAUGUUUCACAGCUUGCUGAAGCAAAUAGAACUGUGAAAAAUUUGCAGUACAUUCUCAGUCUACCACAGAAGCUUCGAAUUUUCUACGAACAAAAAGAUUACAAUGAGGCAGUAAAGGCAUAUUUAGCCGCUGAACCUACGUUAAUCCGAUAUAAUAACGUACCUUCUAUUGCAAAUAUUCAUGAUGAAUGUUCUCAACUUAUGGGAAAUGUUAAAGAACGACUCAAAGUGGUCAUUAAAGAUAGCCUUUUUUCUUCUGAGGAACUUGUUGAAGCCAUUACAUUAUUGCUUAAACUCGAUUCAUCGUCUACUCCAGUUUAUUUUCUUUUUAUUGAGAAUUGCCGUCGAAAUUUAAAGGAGCAAGUCAUAAGCUUGCGAGAUCGAAAUAAACAUGCACUGGAAGAAGAUGUUCUGGAAUUUGUUGAUGAUGCAUGUAGCAGAUUUCUUGCUGACUUAUCACUGGUCAGCGCACUUAAUCAUCGUCUUUUUCCAGAUCAGUCACAUAAUAGUGAAAUGACUGAAAUGGUCGAUUCCCUUAUGCUGAAGUUUGAAGAAGCAGUCAGAUCACGAUUUUUUUAUGAAACAGAUGCACGUGAAUGCGCCAUCGUAGUACGUGCUCUUGAUCGCUUUUAUCGACGCGUUUCUUCUUGUAAUCAAAUCAUAGGCGUUGAUUAUUCUUCUAUAAGUGUUUGUAUGCUGAAUACUAUCGCUCGACAUGAAAUAACUUUGGCUCGUUCUCGUGUUGUCGAGCAAGUUGAAAAGACUGUGUUGGAGAUACGUAAGGAAUUGUCGUCGUCGACUUACUUUUCUCAUUCGUCUGGUUCUCACUUGAGUGAACUUGUUAUAAAAUUGGAACAAACCCUACUUGUUCAAUUGAAGACUGCUCUUGCCUCGUUAUUGUUAUUCACUGCUUCAGAUAUGACGUUCUCUUCACUUGAUCCUGCGCUAUUUUUACUUGGAUUCGGUAUCGAUGUUCAUGAACAUCUUGUAAUUGGUGCAUUAGAAGAUAUUGACGCAUUAGGAAAACGUUUCUACGAGCAUGAGUCGAACAAGGCUAAUGUCGUUCCAACAGUUAUUAUUAUUCUUGCUCAAUUCUUCAUGAAUAUUGGAAAUCAUUCAGUGCGUUACAUAUUGGAUUUAUGCAGAGAGCAGUUUAGAUUAGUUUCUGAACGGGAAAAAAAUAACUCGAAAUUAACACCAUUUGAAAAGAUUCACUUAGCUGUAAAAACAACUGCACAUGGAUUACUUAAAUAUUAUGUUUAUUUUCAAGGUGUGAGUAUGUCACAGCUGCUGGUGAGAAGUGUUGAUUCUCGUGAUUGGUUAAAAUGUGUUGAGCCAACUACUGUACGAUCAGCUAUAAAACAUUUUAUAGAUAACUUAACUUCACUCAGUUCACUUAUCAAGCCAUUUAUGGAUGAAGGCACCCGUAAAGAACGCUCUAUGGAAGUUGCUAGAUCUCAUGUAAGGCGAAACCUAAAUUAUGACUCUUGCUCAAUUAGUUCAACGUUAGAUAAACUCUGGGCUGAUCGCGUUGAUUUUUCUGCUAAUAUAGAGUUUAACCGGACUUCUGUUUUAACAGCUUUAGCGAACGUUGUAUUAAAAUCAUUUCUUGAAGUUAUUCGGUUACAAACCUUCUCAAAAUAUGGCUUGCAGCAAAUACAGGUCGAUUGUUAUUAUCUACAACAAAAUUUGUGGCAAUUUAUAUCUGAUGAACAUACAACAGUGUCUCUUCUCGACGAAAUCCUUUCAUCUGCUAUGCAUCGAUCUGUUGAUUCAUUACUUAUGGAUUUAUCGCUAGUUAAAGCAGUAUGCAGUGUUUAA
Messenger RNA from Dracunculus medinensis (Guinea worm), 2130 nucleotides. The record is from the annotation of a GenBank genome assembly. Lineage: Eukaryota; Metazoa; Nematoda; Chromadorea; Rhabditida; Dracunculidae.